CAGCGGGCGGCGCGGAGCGAGUGCUGGAGGCGCAGGCCGACGGCGGGGCGUUGCGCAGUGGGGAAGAUGAGAGGCGCGGAGCUGCUGUGGGGCGGCGUUGUCGUGCAGCCCCGGGACUGAUGCAGAAGGUCAACAAGAACGCGGUGCUGGCUGUGCUGAGCCUGACCAGCCUGGUGUUCCUCCUCUUCCAGCUCUACUACUACAAGUUCUACCUGUCGCAGAAGAAUGGAGCAGUUUUUUCAAAAGCCAGAGGAAGCCAGUCCGGCCAAGACAACACUAGAUGGCAUGUGGUUAGGAAAUUCCUAGGCUUAAUAUCCAGUCACAAUAUACCAGUGUAUUUGAUUGAUCCUUUAAUUCUGGGACUUAUUGAUAAAGACAUUGAACAGAUCAGAAGUUCUUCUGAUGGUCCUAGUCCAGAAUGCAAGUACUUCUGUGCUCCAAGAGACUUCACUACAUUUGCACUACUGGACAAAGCGUGGAAACAUGAAGUGGGACUUUUUAGAACCGCUGAGAAGAUGGGGUUCCAGUGGCUAAAGGUUCUAAACAAGGACCCUCGCUUGGAUGGGAUGGAUGACCUGUCUGGCACUGAAAUUCCCUUGCACUACAUUUUUAAACUGGCGUCUCAUGCCAUUCACCUGGUAGUGUUCUAUGAGAGGAGUGGUAAUUUCCUCUGGCAUGGCCCCCUAAGGCUCAAGCAACAUAUGGACAGAAAAUUUGUGUCUUUCCGGAAGCUCCACUUUGGUCGCUAUCCUGGAGCGUAUGAAAGGCCUGAACUUCUGCUUGUUUCUAUUGAUGACUUAAAAGUUCAAAUUCCAAAAAAUCCAUCCAGUUUUCUAGAAGAGAUGUCACACUCUAGAUUUCUUGAAUGUAGGUACAGAGAAGCUCGGGCUUUCUUUCAGAUGUAUCCUGAUGAUGCCUCUGUUGAUGCAGUGGAAUUCAGAAAAAGAGCAAAAUCCUUGUUGCAUUUAGCUGCCCUGACACUGAAUAACUUGGGAGUAAAGUUCUGGCUGAGCAGUGGAACGUGCCUUGGAUGGUAUAGACAGUGCAGUGUCAUUCCUUACAGCAAAGAUGUGGACCUGGGGAUCUUUAUAAGGGACUACAAAGCUGAUAUCAUCCCAGCCUUUCAGAAAGCAGGAUUACCUUUAAAGCACAAAUUUGGCAAGGUAGAAGACAGUUUGGAACUCUCUUUCCAGGGAGAUGAUGAUGUGAAACUUGAUAUUUUUUUCUUCUAUGAAGAAGAUGACUACAUUUGGAAUGGCGGAACUCAGGCGAAGUCGGGCAAGAAAUUUAAGUAUCUCUUCCCGAAGUUUACUCUGUGCUGGACUGAAUUUGUAGAACUCAAGGUCCAUGUACCCUGUGAGACCCUGCAGUAUGUUGAAGCCAACUAUGGCCCAGACUGGAAGGUUCCUGUCAAGACGUGGGACUGGAAGAACUCACCAUCCAACGUGCAGUACAACGGUGUCUGGCCUGUCGAUGAAUGGGAUGAAGUCAUUCAAAUCUACUGAGCGUCUCUUUGCUCCCAGAAAGUGUCUGGUAUCCUUGAAAUUGUCAGCCUGUAAUUUCCUGUCUCCCAACUGCUACUUUUGUAUCUCCUCAUCUGUUUCCUGAAGAGACAGUUUCCAUUUUUUGCAGAUAAUUUUACAUGUUCAUUGUGAGUUGUCCACAUAGUUAAAGAUUAAAGGCAGAUUGUGGAAACUAAGGAGAAGAAAAGCCUAAAGUAGAAGUGUACAAAAUCUUUCAGUAAGUGUAUGGGCAGUUGACUAUAAAAGCAAAACCCAUGGCCAAGCUUCUUGAUCUGGGGAUCAUCAAAACCUUGGGACCAUUCACUUCUCAAGAAAGAUAGGACGGAAAACCCUUAAGUUAUUCUGGUUUUGUUUGUUUGUUUGUUUGUUUUCUGAGGAGCUCACAUGGAUUUACAAUUCUUAAACAUGCAAUCUGUGAGUCUCAUAAAUGCAUUUAAUUUGAGAUUGAUGUAUUGCUACAGUAUGUGAGGGGGUUGCCUCUUGGGAUGAAAUGUUUUAAUUCAGAACCUGCGUGACCCCCCUGCUCUGCAAGUGUUGUGUUCUGAUGUAAUAUUAAGUGAAGGAAGAAUCAAAAGCACAAUCUGCAUCAGAGAUCUUAAAGACAGUUGGGUUUUUUUUUUCAGGAACUAAUUACAUGUAUUAACAAUGGGGAAUGUUAGGUGUUUAUUUCUCUUUUUUAAAAACUUGGGGGCGUAUGUUGCAGGAAAGUAUUUCCCAUUAAAAUACACCACCUGGUUUUGAUGUCCCAAUUGGUGUUCCCUCUGUAGGAGCUGAGCAGACUUUAAAGGGUCAUAUCUAUCACUGCUCUUUAGAAAUGAGGGAAUUGAUACUUUUCUGUUAAACAGGGGCUCACAGAAGGUCAGUAUGAAUCAUAGCUCUUUUCGUAAGUGUGAACAGAAGUGUGUACAAAUACCGACUGCUCCAUCAAAUCUGCAACAGCAUAAUUGCAAAUGAAGUGCAAGUGUAUGCUAGGCUGUGACUGGGAAAGGUGCAGGCCUGACAGCUCUCAUUUUUGGUCACGUUUUUGGUCAGCAAAAUAAGCUUUUUUGUUUUCUGUUUUGGAGAGGGAUAAUAACUUUCAUAUGAACUUGUGCUCAUAUGAAAUGAGCAGGAAUUUUCCAGUCCUGCUGUGCAGGGAAGAUGAGACCAUUAGUGUUACUGGUGAUAUGUAUGUGAUACAGAUCCAGGGUUACUUAUGAACUAGUAUCAAGGUACUAAACAUUUGUCUUGUUUCCUUGCAACAGAUCUAGAUUCCCUCUUUUCUUAUGAAAGUAGAAGGGCUAUCAUCGAUCUGCAGCUCUUCUACAUGGCAAGACUGAGUGUGUGGUUUGCAUUCUGUUGGUGUGCAAUGUUCAGUUCUGUAUUCAGAUACAUACAGUUCUGAAGAGAUGAAAAGGCCAUUGCUGUGGGGCUGUUCCAGCACUGUAUGCAGGUGCACUCUGGGUCUUCCUUGCAGUUUUCAUCCUGGAGCAUGUGGCAUACAUUUCCCUGCUAGCUCUCUGUGUUCCAGAGUUCUCCUGCCACCGAGGCACUGGAGUGAAUUAUACAGCUUCCAACAAAAGCUUGUCUUGUUGUUCUGAAGUGGUACUGUAACUUUGCCUAAUUAAGAAGAACAAGAUGUGAAAUCCUACUCUUGCCAUUUACUUGCAAACAUAAACGUUGCAUCUUAAGGGAUAAUUUCUCAGGUAUAUAUUAUUUUGUAUUUUGUUCUUUAAAAUGGAAAAAGCCAACUCCUCAUGAUUUUAGUGCCCAGAACUCUGUUGUCACUGACUUCUGUACUAAAAGGUGUACAAUCAGCCUGCAAGUUUUACAACUACGAUAUUCUAAGAGUCAAAGGACAGAUUCUAUCAGAAAGUUGUAAUCCUGUCAAAUUUUUGACUUCACAGAUGGAAAGAAUUUGUAAUGGAAAAAAUGCAUGUCCCUGAGAGCGGAUCUCUGAAAUAUUUGAUGAUAACUGUAUAUAAGUUAUUCAAGUUAAAAUAUUUUCAGAAGAUACAAAUAAAUAUUUAACACUGAUUAGAAGAAUGAGAUUCUAAUUUACUGCUCAAGUUGUGGUUUCAUGCUUUAUUUUGUCAUCUCGGGCAACAUUUUUAACACAGUCAUUGUAAUUACUGUGAAAUAUUGGAAAAGUAAAAAUUUUGAGCUGUUUCUUACACAGCUUACUUACUGUUUAUUUUGAGCUGUUAAUUUUUAAUAAACUUGAUGAGAAUUCAGCUAUGCCAAAUCUGAUUUGGCAUUCUGAUUGA
Molecule: messenger RNA, 3769 nt
Organism: Tympanuchus pallidicinctus (lesser prairie-chicken)
Lineage: Eukaryota; Metazoa; Chordata; Aves; Galliformes; Phasianidae
Gene: FKTN
Product: fukutin
Exons: 10
Coding region: 120-1505 (461 amino acids)
Cellular component (GO): Golgi membrane
Source: RefSeq, a predicted model, not a curated record